GAGAUGAAGCACUUCUGGUUAAAAUGAUUCAACGAGAAACCACGCCCCCACUGAGGUUAUCUUGCCCUGCCCUGGUCCUGGAGCUCUACUUGCCGAGCACUUCUACCCUGUUAGACUUGGCCCACCACAUGCUGCCCUUAGCCCAGGCAGGCAUGUGGCCGACCAUUCUGCUUGCCCUCUGCUGCCUGACUUCCGACACCCAUGGGGCACACUCCGCAGAUUUUUGCUCCAAAGAUUUAAACUCCAGUGUGAAACCAGGAUUUCCCAAACCAAUAAAGACCAAUAACCCAGGAGUGCUUAAGGCGGCCAGGCACAGCGUGGAAAAGUUCAACAACUGCACGAAUGACAUCUUCCUGUUCAAGGAGUCCCGGGUCAACAAAGCCCUGGUACAGGUGGUGAAGGGUCUGAAAUACAUGCUGGAGCUGGAAAUCAGCAGAACUACAUGCAGGAAGACCAUGCACCCCCAUCUGGACAACUGUGACUUCCAAACCAACCCUGCCUUGAAGCGGACUCUGAACUGCUACUCGGAAGUCUGGGUCAUACCCUGGCUCCACAGCGUUGAAGUACCUGUUCUCCGCUGCCACUGACUUCUGCCUCUUCAGCAAUACCAGGGCUGUGCCCACCUACUCCCUCCUUUCCACCCCAGCCUGGACAUCUUGAUCCUCAGGGCCUUCUUACCAGUGAGCGGAUGGAAAUGCCAGUGGGUCAUCAGGUGAUGAGACUGGGAGAAUAUAGUGCCCUCCUGGCCAAGAUUAACUGUAUUCACAUUGUCUUCUAAAAUUAAUUCUUCUGGUGCUGCACACCCAGAUCCAGGAUGUGGGCAUAGACAGAAUCAUUUGAUGGCAUUACUGGAGCAUGGGUAGAGCAAAGCAGAUACAGUCAACAAGGCAGUAGUAGUGUGGAAGGCUUCCUGAUAACUGACUGAACAGAUUCUGUAUCCAUCUCUUGUCUACUAUUAACAUCAGACCACUGUUGAUGAGAGUGGUUUAUCAUAAAUAAAAAACUGAUCAUCUCAAA
Molecule: messenger RNA, 1017 nt
Organism: Peromyscus leucopus (white-footed mouse)
Lineage: Eukaryota; Metazoa; Chordata; Mammalia; Rodentia; Cricetidae
Gene: Cst7
Product: cystatin F
Exons: 4
Coding region: 24-587 (187 amino acids)
Biological process (GO): positive regulation of myelination; immune response; negative regulation of microglial cell activation
Cellular component (GO): lysosome; late endosome; Golgi apparatus
Molecular function (GO): cysteine-type endopeptidase inhibitor activity
Source: RefSeq, a predicted model, not a curated record